Coregonus sp. 'balchen' is the source of this 26313-nucleotide messenger RNA. NCBI's taxonomy places the organism in Eukaryota, Metazoa, Chordata, Actinopteri, Salmoniformes, Salmonidae. The record is from the annotation of a GenBank genome assembly.
AUGGCCGGUUGUAAAAACGACAGUUCCCAAGUGAAAGCUGCCCUGCAGCCAGACUUCCCCAUGCAGGACAAGAACAGUGUUCAGGGGGUUAAACGCCACCCAAACAGCGAUGUCCCUGUUGGAAUCCUGGUCGACGUUAACCAAACUCUGGUCACCAAAUCACUGCAUGGAGACAGUGAAAGAGAAAGGAAGAAAGAGGCAGAUGGAGGGAAGGAUGGAGGAAGGAAAAGAGACAUGGAGGGGGUGAGGGAUGAAGUGAGGGGUGAGGAGAAGAGGUCGUGCUGCUCUCUCUCUGAGCUGAAGAAAGUCCCUAAGUGUCACGUGGAGCUGGAGCCACUGUCCUUCAGCAGAACUCACCACGUCCUCAUAGAUGUAAGAGAGAUAAUUAAACCAGUGCAGAUCAAUAAAAAAGCUUGCAUCUAAAGCGACUGAGAGUGAACUGGAACGUUUACACAAAAUAAAUGGUGUCUCUCACAGAUCAUUCAUGUCUCUCUUCCUCCCUAUUCAGGUGAAUGAGUUCCGCCAUAAAAUUAAGUUGAAAGCUCAGCCUGGACAGCAUGUGUGGAACAGGGACUUUGUUAAGAUGCCCUGCUCACCAGAAAGCCUCAUCAAGACUGGAUGGGUGGGUUCAUUGAUUGAUUGAUUUACUGAUUGAUUGAUUUGUCGAUUGAUUGGUUCCUUGAACGGUUGGUUGAUUGGUUAAUUUAUUGAUUUGUUUGUUGGCUAAUUGAUUGAUUUGUUAGUUGGUUGGUAAGUUGAUUGAGUGAUUGGUAAGUUGAUUGAUUGAUUGGUUGGUUGGUUCAUUGGUUGAUUUGUCAGUUGGUUGAUUGAUUGAUUGAUUGGUUGUUCCUAGUUAACCACCUCUGAGGGAAGUCGUUGGGAGGUGGUCUCGAAACAGCUGGAUAGUCUGGCCAAGAAGACCACUGCAUCAGUGGGUGACGUAGAGGUACGACACAAACACACACACACAAACACACACACACACACACACACACACACACACACACACACACACACACACACACACACACACACACACACACUCAUGCCCCUAUUAUCCUAACAUUUCCUAACAUGCCUCCUCAUGUUAACUUGGGUUUGGGAUAACAGUUAAGGUAGGGGUUAGCAUGUUUGACCAGUACUGUGUAACUAUGAUCUUCAUGUUUCUCUCCACUUAGAAAGCCAUAAAGAAAUAUAACCCAAAGUAUGAAGAUCAAUGGUCCUUUGAUGCCCUGCACACCUUUGUUCAGGUCAGUUAUCAGUUCAAUGUGAAUGGUCAACUCUCUCUAAUGGUGGUGUUAUAUAGACUGAACUAAAAUAUAAAAGCAACAUGUAAAGUGUUGGUCCCAUGUUUCAUGAGCUGAAAUAAAAGAUCCCAUACAUUUUCUAUACGCACAAAAAGCUUAUUUCCCUCAAACUUUGUGCACAAAUUUGUUUAUAUCCCUGUUAGUGAGCAUUUCUCAUUUGCCAAGAUAGUCCAUCUACCUGACAGUUGUGACAUAUCAAGAAGCUGAUUAAACAGCAUGAUCAUUACACAGGUGCACCUUGUGCUGGGGACAAUAAAAGGCCACUCUAAAAUAGCAUAUAUAGCAUCCAUAGUCCCUCAGCAUCCAUAGUAUCAAUAGUUUGUAUAGUUAUACAUGCUAUAGUCUCUAUAGACUCUAUAGUCUUGCUGCAUACAUAUAGAAUAACACCCCGUGCUAUUAAUUGACUUAAGACUAGUUGUACUAGUUGUUUCGUUUUAUUGUUCAGUUGCCGUUUCCUUCAAUUGUUUGCGGAUGAUGUGUCUCUUCCUGGGCAGCUCUCAGUAAGGGUCUGGUCUGGGCGGGUCCUCGUCAUCUUUUGGUGAGACGGGAAUUUCCCUCACGCUUCAUAAAAUGCGCCACUGGUUUUCCUCGCAUACUCUCACUGGAAAGCUCUGCAGGUAGAAUCAAUCAUUGGGAUCGUGACGACAAAUUGUCAUGGAAAUUCAACACCAGGGACACCUGAAUUAAAUAUUAAAUGAAUAAUUAUUUAUUAUCAGCAAGCUGGAGAGGUUCCAACAAACUCGAUGCACCGUAGUACACGUUGGUCGGGAGCGCCACUGUGGCAGUCCCGUUAGUUCUCUUAUAUACUGCUUACACAGACAAGUUAUAUUUGCUUAUUCAUAAUUCAUUCAUCAUUAACGUUUGGUCCAUGCAUGUGACCGACCAAUACCUCAUGAGGCUUCUUCUCUCCAAGCUGAGACCUUGAAACUAUGACACCCCUUUCGGUACUCAAAACAAUGUUCUGGGUGUACUGCUGAAUUGCUUAUACUGAUAGUGAGGAUUCCUCCCAGGCACGAUCAAUCUGUCACUUGCAUGAACCUAGUCAAAUUGGUUAUUAGAAAAGCACAAACAUAACAUUUUCCUUCACAGUCGUUUUAGAGAAUUUGGCAGUACGUCCAACAGCCUCACAACCGCAGACCACAUGUAACCACGCCAGCCCAGGACCUCCACAUCCGGAAUCUCUGCACAAACUGUCAGAAACGUCUCAGGGAAGCUCAUCUGCAUGCUCGUCGUCCUCACCAGGGUCUUGACCUGACUGCAGUUCGGCGUCAUAAACGACUUCAGUGGGCAAAUAUUCACCUUGGAUGACCACUGGCACGCUGGAGAAAUGUGCUCUUCACGGAUGAAUCCCGGUUUCAACUGUACCUGGCAGAUGGCAGUAUAGCGCCGUGUGGGCGAGCGCUUGCUGAUGUCAACGUUAUGAACAGAGUGCCCCAUGGUGGCGGUGGGGUUAUGGUAUGGGCAGACAUAAGCUACGGACAACCAACACAAUUGCAUUUUAUCAAUGGCAAUUUCAAUGCACAGAGAUACCGUGACAAGAUCCUGAGGACCAUUGUCGUGCCAUUCACCCACUGCCAUCACCUCAUGUUUCAGUAUGAUAAUGCACGGCCCUAUGUCGCAAGGAUCUGUAAACAAUUCCUGGAAGCUGAAAAAUACUCACCAGACAUGUCACCCAUUGAGCAUGUUUGGGAAGCUCAGGAUCGACGUGUACGACAGCGUGUUCCAGUUCCUGCCAAUAUCCAGCAACUUUGCACAGCCAUUGAAGAGGAGUGGGACAACAUUCCACAGGCCACAAUCAACAGCCUGAUCAACUCUAUGCAAAGGAGAUGUGUUGCGCUGCAUGAGGCAAAUGGUGGUCACACCAGAUACUGACUGGUUUUCUGAUUCACUCCCCUACAUUUUUGGGGGGUAUUUGUGACCAACAGAUGCAUAUCUGUAUUCCCAAUCAUGUGAAAUCCAUAGAUUAGGACCUAAUUAAUUUAUUUCAAUUGACUGAUUUCCUUAUACUGUAUGAACUGUAACUCAGUCCAAUCUUAGAAAUGGUUGCAUGUUGCGUUUAUGUUUUUGUGCAGUGUAUAAUUAAGCAAUAAGGCCCGAGGGGGUGUGGUAUAUGGCCAAUACGCCACGGCUAAGGGAUGUUCUCAAGCACGACACAACGCAGAGUGCCUGGAUACAGCCCUUAGCCGUGGUAUAUUGGCAAUAUACCACAAACCUCCGAGGUGCCUUAUUGCUAUUAUGAACUGGUUUCCAACGUAAUUAGAACAGUAAAAAUAAAUGCUUUGUCAUACAUGUGGUGUACGGUCUGAUAUACCAUGACUUUCAGCCAAUCAGCAGUCAGGGCUCUAACCACCCAGUUUAUAAUGAUAUAUAUUCUCCUCUCCCUCUCUCCUCUAGUUUAUAAUGAUAUAUAUUCUCCUCUCCCUCUCUCCUCUAGUUUAUAAUGAUAUAUAUUCUCCUCUCCCUCUCUCCUCUAGUUUAUAAUGAUAUAUAUUCUCCUCUCCCUCUCUCCUCUAGUUUAUAAUGAUAUAUAUUCUCCUCUCCCUCUCCCUCUAGUUUAUAAUGAUAUAUAUUCUCCUCUCCCUCUCUCCUCUAGUUUAUAAUGAUAUAUAUUCUCCUCUCCCUCUCUCCUCUAGUUUUAUAAUGAUAUAUAUUCUCCUCUCCCUCUCUCCUCUAGUUUAUAAUGAUAUAUAUCUCCUCUCCCUCUCUCCUCUAGUUUAUAAAUGAUAUAUAUUCUCCUCUCCCUCUCUCCUCUAGUUUAUAAUGAUAUAUAUUCUCCUCUCCCUCUCUCCUCUAGUUUAUAAUGAUAUAUAUUCUCCUCUCCCUCUCUCCUCUAUUUAUAAUGAUAUAUAUUCUCCUCUCCCUCUCCCUCUAGUUUAUAAUGAUAUAUAUGCUCCUCUCCCUCUCUCCUCUAGUUUAUAUAUAGAUAUAUAUUCUCCUCUCCCUCUCUCCUCUAGUUAAGUUUAUAAUGAUAUAUAUUCUCCUCUCCCUCUCUCCUCUAGUUUAUAAUGAUAUAUAUUCUCCUCUCCCUCUCUCCUCUAGUUUAUAAUGAUAUAUAUUCUCCUCUCCCUCUCCUCUAGUUUAUAAUGAUAUAUAUCUCCUCUCCCUCUCUCCUCUAGUUUAUAAUGAUAUAUAUUCUCCUCUCCCUCUCUCCUCUAGUUUAUAAUGAUAUAUAUUCUCCUCUCCCUCUCUCCUCUAGUUUAUAAUGAUAUAUAUUCUCCUCUCCCUCUCUCCUCUAGUUUAUAAUGAUAUAUAUUCUCCUCUCCCUCUCUCCUCUAGUUUAUAAUGAUAUAUAUUCUCCUCUCCCUCUCUCCUCUAGUUUAUAAUGAUAUAUAUUCUCCUCUCCCUCUCUCCUCUAGUUUAUAAUGAUAUAUAUUCUCCUCUCCCUCUCCCUCUAGUUUAUAAUGAUAUAUAUUCUCCUCUCCCUCUCUCCUCUAGUUUAUAAUGAUAUAUAUUCUCCUCUCCCGACUCCCUCUCCCUCUAGUUUUAUAAUGUAUAUUUCUCAAUCUCCCUCUCCUACUCCCUCGAGUUUGAUAAUUGAUAUAUAUUCUCCCUCUCCUCUCUCACUCUAGUUUAUAAUGAUAUAUAUAUCAUCCUCUCCCUCUCCCCCCACCUAUAAGUUUAUAAUGAUGAUAUAUUAUCCUAUCCCCUACUCUCCUCUAGUUUAUAAUGAUAUAUAUUCCUAAAGCUCUCCCUCUGCUACACUCUAGUUUUGAUAAUGAUAUAUAUUUCUCCUCUCCCUCUAUCCCUCUAGUUUAUAAUGGAUAUAUAUUCUCCUCUCCCUCUAUCCUCUAGUUUAUAAUGAUAUAUAUUUCUCCUCUCCCUCUCUCCUCUAGUUUAUAAUGAUAUAUAUUCUCCUCUCCCUCUAUCCUCUAGUUUAUAAUGAUAUAUAUUCUCCUCUCCCUCUCUCCUCUAGUUUAUAAUGAUAUAUAUUCUCCUCUCCCUCUCUCCUCUAGUUUAUAAUGAUAUAUAUUCUCCUCUCCCUCUCUCCUCUAGUUUAUAAUGAUAUAUAUUCUCCUCUCCCUCUCUCCUCUAGUUUAUAAUGAUAUAUAUUCUCCUCUCCUCUCCCCCUCUAGUUUAUAAUGAUAUAUAUCUCCUCUCCCUCUCUCCUCUAGUUUAUAAUGAUAUAUAUUCUCCUCUCCCUCUCCCUCUAGUUUAUAAUGAUAUAUAUUCUCCUCUCCCUCUCUCCUCUAGUUUAUAAUGAUAUAUAUCUCCUCUCCCUCUCUCCUCUAGUUUAUAAUGAUAUAUAUUCUCCUCUCCCGCUCUCCUCUAGUUAUAAUGAAUAUAUCUCCUCUCCCUCUCUCCUCUAGUUUAUAAUGAUAUAUAUUCUCCUCUCCUCUCUCCUCUAGUUUAUAAUGAUAUAUAUUCUCCUCUCCCUCCUCCCCCUCUAGUUUAUAAUGAUAUAUAUCUCCCUCUCCCCUCUCUCCUCUAGUUUAUAAUGAUAUAUAUUCUCCUCUCCCUCUCACCUCUAGUUUAUAAUGAUAUAUAUUAUCCUCUCCCUCUCUCCUCUAGUUUAUAAUGAUAUAUAUUCUCCAUCUCCCUCUCUCCUCUAGUUUAUAAUGAUAUAUAUUCUCCUCUCCCUCUCCCCUAUAGUUUAUAAUGAUAUAUAUUCUCCUCUCCCUCUCUCCUCUAGUUUAUAAUGAUAUAUAUUCUCCUCUCCCUCUCUCCUCUAGUUUAUAAUGAUAUAUAUUCUCCUCUCCCUCUCUCCUCUAGUUUAUAAUGAUAUAUAUUCUCCUCUCCCUCUCUCCUCUAGUUUAUAAUGAUAUAUAUUCUCCUCCUCUCCCCUCUAGUUUAUAAUGAUAUAUAUUCUCCUCUCCCUCUCACCUCUAGUUUAUAAUGAUAUAUAUUCUCCUCUCCCUCUCUCCUCUAGUUUAUAAUGAUAUAUAUUCUCCUCUCCCUCUCUCCUCUAGUUUAUAAUGAUAUAUAUUCUCCUCUCCCUCUCUCCUCUAGUUUAUAAUGACUAUAUAUUCUCCUCUCCCUCUCUCCUCUAGUUUAUAAUGAUAUAUAUUCUCCUCUCCCUCUCUCCUCUAGUUUAUAAUGAUAUAUAUUCUCCUCUCCCACUCUCCUCUAGUUUAUAAUGAUAUAUAUUCUCCUCUCCCUCUCUCCUCUAGUUUAUAAUGAUAUAUAUUCUCCUCUCCCUCUCUCCUCUAGUUUAUAAUGAUAUAUAUUCUCCUCUCCCUCUCUCCUCUAGUUUAUAAUGAUAUAUAUUCUCCUCUCCCUCUCUCCUUUAGUUUAUAAUGAUAUAUAUUCUCCUCUCCCACUCUCCUCUAGUUUAUAAUGAUAUAUAUUCUCCUCUCCCUCUCUCCUCUAGUUUAUAAUGAUAUAUAUUCUCCUCUCCCUCUCUCCUCUAGUUUAUAAUGAUAUAUAUUCUCCUCUCCCUCUCUCCUCUAGUUUAUAAUUAUAUAUAUUCUCCUCUCCCACGCUCCUCUAGUUUAUAAUGAUAUAUAUUCUCCUCUCCCUCUCUUCUCUAGUUUAUAAUGAUAUAUAUUCUCCUCUCCCUCUCUCCUCUAGAAAGCACCUAAAGAAGAGAACUACUACACGUCUGUUUUUCCUAAGAUAGCAGAGCUGGCCUCCAGACUGCCUCAGCAUAUCAAGAAGGUAACAACAUAGGAACUGAAUGAUGUACACUAUGUAGGCUACAGAAAUAGUGCACUAUAGUACAGAGGAAGUGUACUAUGUAGGGUACAGAGGUAGUGCACUAGAGUACAGAGGAAGUGCACCAUUUAUUUAUUUUAUUUAACCAUUUCACUAGUCAUUUAAGAACAAAUUCUUAUUUACAAUGAUGGCCUACCAAAAGGCAAAAGGCCUCCUGCGGGGACGGCGGCUGGGAUUCAAAAUGAAAAUAUAGGACAAAACACACAUCACGACAAGAGAGACACCACAACACUACAUAAAGAGAGACCUAAGACAACAACAUAGCAUGUCAGCAACACAUGACACAGCAUGGUAGCAACACAACAUAACAACAGCAUGGUAGCAACACAACAUGACAACAACAUGGUAGUAACACAACACGGCAGCAGCACAACAUGGUAACAGCACAAAACAUGGUACAAACAUUAUUGUUCACAGACAACAGCACAAAGGGCAAGAAGGUAGAGACAACAAUACAUCACGCGAAACAGCCACAACUGUCAGUAAGAGUGUCCAUGAUUGAGUCUUUCAAUGUAGAGAUAGAGAUAAAACUGUCCAGUUUGAGUGUUUUUUGCAGCUUGUUCCAGUCGUUGGCUGCAGCGAACUGAAAAGAGGAGCGACCCAGGGAUGUGUGUGCUUUGGGGACCUUAAACAGAAUGUGACUGGCAGAACGGGUUUUGUAUGUGGAGGAUGAGGGCAGCAGUAGGUAUCUCAGAUAGUGAGGCCUAAGAGGGUUUUAUAAAUAAGCAUCAACCAGUGGGUCUUUCGACGGGUAUACAGAGAUGACCAGUUUACAGAGGAGUAUAUAGUGCAGUGAUGUGUCCUGUAAGGAACAUUGGUAGCAAAUCUGAUGGCUGAAUGGUAAAGAACAUCUAGCCACUCGAGAGCACCCUUACCUGCCGAUCUAUAAAUUACGUCUCCGUAAUCUAGCAUGGGGUAGGAUGGUCAUCUGAAUCAGGGUUAGUGUGGCAGCUGGGGUGAAAGAGGAGCGAUUACGAUAGAGGAAACCAAGUCUAGAUUUAACCUUAGCCUGCAGCUUUGAUAUGUGCUGAGAGAAGGACAGUGUAAUGUCUAGCCAUACUCCCAAGUACUUGUAUGAGGUGACUACCUCAAGCUCUAAACCCUCAGAGGUAGUAAUCACACCGGUGGGGAGAAGUGCAUUCUUCUUACCAAACCACAUUACCUUUGUUUUGGAGGUGUUCAGAACAAGGUUAAGGGCUGAGAAAGCUUGUUGGACAUUAAGAAAGCUUUGUUGUAGAGCAUUUAACCCAAAAUCUGGGGAGGGGCCAGCUGAUUAUAAGACUGUAUCAUCUGCAUAUAAAUGGAUGAGAGAGCGUCCUACUGCCUGAGCUAUGUUGUUGAUGUGAAUUGAGAAUAGCGUGGGGCCUAGGAUUGAGCCUUGGGGUACUCCGUUGGUGACAGGCAGUGGCUGAGACAGCAGAUGUUCUGACUUUAUACACUGCACUUUUUGAGAGAGGCAGUUAGCAAUCCAGGCCAAAGACCCCUCAGAGACACCAAUACUCCUUAGCUGGCCCACAAGAAUGGAAUGGUCUACCGUAUCAAAAGCUUUGGCCAUGUCAAUAAAAAUAGCAGCACAACAUUGCUUGGAAUCAAGGGCAAUGGUGACAUCAUUUAUUACCAUUAAGGUUGCAGUGACACAUCCAUAACCUGAGUGGAAACCAGAUUGCAUACCAGAGAGAAUACUAUAGACAUCAAGAAAGCCAGUCAGUUGAUUAUUGACACGUUUUUCCAACAUUUUGAUAAACAGGGCAAAAUAGAAAUUGGCCUAUAACAGUUAGGAUCAGCUUGAUCUCCCCCUUUAAAUAAAGGACGCACAGUGGCUGCCCUCCAAGCAAUGGGAACCUCCCCAGAGAGGAGAGACAGGUUAAAAAGGUCAGAGAUAUGAUAGGGGCUGAAACCUUAAAGAAGAAAGGAUCUAAACCAUCUGAUCCAGAUGUUUUUUUGGGGUCAAGUUUAAGGAGCUCCUUUAGCACCUAAGACUCAGUGACCACCUGCAGAGAGAAACGUUGUAGCAGGGCAGGGGAAAAAGAGGGAGGAGCAUCGGAAGGAGUGGGAGAUGAGGAAAUGUUGGACCGGCAAGGAGGCAUGGCUGAGCAUAUAGGAAUCCUGACUUAAUGAAGUGGUGAUUAAAGAGCUCAGCCAUGUGCUCCUUGUCAGUAACAACCACAUCAUCAACAUUAAAGGACAUUCUUGAGGUGGAGUAACUCUGCCAGAUCACAGUCGAACCAGGGGCUGAACCUGUUUUUAAUUCUCUUUAUGGGGGCGUGUUUGUUAAAAAUACCACUGAAAAUAUCAAAAAAGAAGGUCCAAGUGUCUUCGACAGAGGGGAUCAAGCUGAUUCUAUACCAAUUUACAGAGGCCAGGUCAUGAAGGAAGGCUUGCUCAUUAACGUUUUUUAGCAAGUGUCUAUGACAAAUCAGGACAGAUCGUUUCACUGAGCAGCCAUUACGAACACAGGCUAUAAAACAGUGAUCACUAAGGUCAUUACAGAAAACACCAGACUGAUACCUAUCAGGAUUAUUUGUGAGGAUAACAUCAAGGAGAGUAGCCUUUUCUGGGUGUUUGGAGUCAUACCUUGUGGGAUUGGUAAUAAACUGAGAAAGAGAGUUAUAUUUGAGUGUUUCAGUGAAACGUGAGGGAGGCCCCGCUCUCUCGCUUUCCCAGAUGCUUAGUUAAUUUCAUUCCGAUCUCCUUUGCAUUAUUGUAGCCUUUUCUGUACUCUGUCAACUAUGUGUCUGUCUAUCCCUGUUCUCUCCUCUCCGCACAGGCCAUACAAACGCUUCACACGGCGUGGCUGCUGCCACUCUAAUCUGGUGGUCCCUGCGCGCACGACCCACGUGGAGUUCCAGGUCUCCGGCAGCCUCUGGAACUGCCGUUCUGCGGCCAACAAGGCAGAGUUAAUCUCAGCCUAUGCUACCCUCCAGUCCCUCGACUUCUUGGCGCUGACGGAAACAUUACCACAGAAAACACUGCUACUCCUACUGCUCUUUCCUCGUCUGAUCAUGUGUUCUCGCAUACCCCGAGAGCAUCUGGUCAGCGCGGCGGUGGCACAGGAAUCCUCAUCUCUCCCAAGUGGACAUUCUCUCUUUUCCCCCUGACCCAUCUGUCUAGCUCCUCAUUUGAAUUCCAUGCUGUCACAGUCACUAGCACAUUCAAGCUUAACAUCCUUGUCAUUUAUCGCCCUCCAGGUUCCCUUGGAGAGUUCAUCAAUGAGCUUGACGCCUUGAUAAGUUCCUUUCCUGAGGAUGGCUCACCCCUCACAGUUCUGGGUGACUUUAACCUCCCUACGUCUGCCUUUGACUCAUUUCUCUCUGCCUCCUUCUUUCCACUCCUUUCCUCUUUUGACCUCACCCUCACACCGUCCCCCCUACUCACAAGGCAGGCAAUACGCUUGACCUCAUCUUUACUAGAUGCUGUUCUUCUACUAAUCUCACUGCAACUCCCCUCCAAGUCUCCGACCACUACUUCGUAUCCUUUUCUCUGUCGCUCUCCUCCAACACUACUCACUCUGCCCCUACUCAGAUGGUAAUGUGCCGUCGCAACCUUCGAUCUCUCUCUCCCGCUACUCUCUCCUCUUCCAUCCUAUCAUCUCUUCCCUCUGCUAAAUCCUUCUCCCUCCAAUCUCCUGAUUCUGCCUCCUCAACCCUCCUCUCCUCCCUCUCUGAAUCUUUUGACUCUCUAUGUCCCCUAUCCUCCCAGCCGGCUCGGUCCUACCCUCCUGCUCCGUGGCUUGACGAUUCAUUGCGGAAAUGGAGGAAAACUAGACUCACCGCGGACCUGUAAUCUUUCCACUCCCUCCUCUCUACAUUCUCUUCCUCCGUUUCUGCUGCUAAAGCCACUUUCUACCACUCUAAAUUUCAAGCCUCUGCCUCUAACCCUAGGAAGCUCUUUGCCACCUUCUCCUCCCUGCUGAAUCAUCCUCCUCCUCCCCCUCCCUCUUCCCUCUCUGUGGAUUACUUUGUCAACCAUUUUGAAAAGAAGGUUGAUGACAUCCGAUCCUCAUUUAUUAAGUCAAAUGACACCGCUGGUCCUGCUCACACUGCCCUACCCUAUGCUUUGACUUCUUUCUCCCCUCUCUCUCCAGAUGAAAUCUUGUGACUUAUGACGGCCGGCCGCCCAACAACCUGCCCGCUUGACCCUAUCCCCUCCUCUCUUCUCCAGACCAUUUCCGGAGACCUUCUUCCAUCUUCAAAAAAGCGAGAGUUGCACCCCUCCUCAAAAAACCUACACUCGAUCCCUCCAAUGUCAACAACUACAGACCAGUAUCCCUUCUUUCUUUUCUCUCCAAAACUCUUGAGCAUGCCGUCUUUAGCCAACUCUCCUGCUAUCUCUCUCAGAAUGACCUUCUUGAUCCAAACCAGUCAGGUUUCAAGACUGGUCAUUCAACUGAGACUGCUCUUCUCUGUGUCACGGAGGCUCUCCUCACUGCUAAAGCUAACUCUCUCUCUCCUCUGCUCUCAUCCUUCUAGACCUAUCUGCUGCCUGUGAACCAUCAGAUCCUCCUCUCCACCCUCUCCGAGUUGGGCAUCUCCGGCGCUGCUCACUCUUCGAUUGCGUCCUACCUGACAGGUCGCUCCUACCAGGUGGCGUGGCGAGAAUCUGUCUCCGCACCACGUGCUCUCACCACUGGUGUCCCUCAGGGCUCAGUUCUAGGCCCUCUCCUAUUCUCUCUAUAAACCAAGUCACUUGGCUCUGUCAUAUCCUCACAUGGUCUCUCCUAUCAUUGCUACGCAGACGACACACAAUUCAUUUUCUCCUUUCCCCCUUCUGAUAACCAGGUGGCGAAUCGCAUCUCUGCAUGUCUGGCAGACAUAUCAGUGUGGAUGUCGGAUCACCACCUCAAGCUGAACCUCGACAAGAUGGAGCUGCUCUUCCUCCCGGGGAAGGACUGCCCGCUCCAUGAUCUUGCCAUCACGGUUGACAACUCCGUUGUGUCCUCCUCCCAGAGUGCAAAGAACAUUGGCGCGACCCUGGACAACACCCUGUCGUUCUCCGCUAACAUCAAAGUGGUGACCCGAUCCUGUAGGUUCAUGCUCUACAACAUUCGCAGAGUACGACCCUACCUUACACAGGAAGCGGCACAGGUCCUAAUCCAGGCACUUGUCAUCUCCCGUCUGAUUACUGCAACUCGCUGUUGGCUGGGUUCCCUGCCUGUGCCAUUAAACCCCUACAACUCAUCCAGAACGCUGCAGCCCGUCUGGUGUUCAACCUUCCCAAGUUCUCUCACGUCACCCCGCUCCUCCGCACACUCCACUGGCUUCCAGUUGAAGCUCGCAUCUGCUACAAGACCAUGGUGCUUGCCUACGGAGCUGUGAGGGGAACGGCACCUCCUUACCUUCAGGCUCUGAUCAGUCCCUACACCUAAACGAGGGCAUUGCGUUCUUCCACCUCUGGCCUGCUGGUCCCCUUACCUCUGCGGAAGCACAGUUCCCGCUCAGCCCAGUCAAAACUGUUCGCUGCUCUGGCACCCCAAUGGUGGAACAAGCUCCCUCACGACGCCAGGACAGCGGAGUCACUGACCACCUUCCGGAGACACUUGAAACCCUACCUCUUUAAGGAAUACCUGGGAUAGUAUAAAAGUAAUCCUUCUACCCCCCCCCGCCCCCCCACCCACCACACCCCCACAAAAAUAAAAUACAAAAAUUACAAAUAAAAAAUUUAAAUAAUAAUAUAUAUUUAUAAAACAAUUGAAAAUUAAAAAUAUACUCUAAAAAUAAAAUACAAAAUAUCUUAAAAAAUUGUAAAGUGGUUGUCCCACUGGCUAUCAUAAGGUGAAUGCACGAAUUUGUAAGUCGCUCUGGAUAAGAGUGUCUGCUAAAUGACAUAAAUGUAAUGUAAAUGUAAAGAUUUAGGGAGUCCCAUUGCUUUAGGACUUGGUCAGGUGGUUUAAGCAUGUCCCAGUUUAGGUCACCUAGCAGGACAAAUUCAGACUUAGUGUAAGGGUCCAGGAGAGAGCUUAGGACAGGUAGGGUACAGGACAUUGCUGAUGGUGUAUGAUAACACCCAGAAACAGUCAACAAAGAGUUAUUUGAAAGUUUAAUGCUUAAUUCCAGCAAAUCAAAUUGUUUGGGGACAGACUUGGUGGAGAUAACCGAGCACUGAAGGUGUUCCUUGGUAAAUAUUGCCACUCCACCGCCUUUGGAAGAAAAAGGUUAUAACCAGAAAGGUUAACAUCAGUGUUCAAAACACUCUUUCUUAACCACGUCUCAGUAAUGACCAACACAUCUGGAUUGGAGCUGUGAACCCACACUCUCAAUUGAUACAUUUUAGGUAAUAAGCUUCUAGUGUUAACGUGCAGAAAACCCAGGAUUUGACGAAAGCAUAAAUCAGUGAAGCAGAUAUCAGUCAGAAUUGGGGCUAGCAACAGUAGAUGGGCCAGGGUGUACAUGCACAUUUCCAGAUAUCAUCAGCAGUAAUACAAUCAGGGAAUGGCAGAGGACAGGGAGAGCUCUGCAGUGUUUUUUGUUGUUGUUUUUUUUACAUUUGAAUGUGCAUCAGAUGGCAACAAGAUCAUAUUGUACAGCAAUUUCAUCAGGUAACAUGAAUACAAAGCCGGCGAGAGGUGGUUAGAAUAGGAUGGGAGGCCAAGACUCUGUGUAACCAAUAGAGAGUCAGAGUCUUGAGCGUGGGAACAAACAUAGUCUGGCCCACGGUCGGGUAAACAAGCAAGUUCAUAGUCAACAAAGCACACAGGAGUCAUGAGGCAAAUAGCAUAAAGCACAAGAAAAAAAUAUAACGACUUGGGGCUAGCCAUUGUAAGUUCAAAGAGUCACUCGCCCCAGUAGGCUAUAAAAGUAUGAGAUAAAAUAAAUAAAUAAUAGGCCUAUACUAGUUAAUUAAAGCGUUUCUGAGUAAGCUCAUAUAAUAAGCUUGAAAAGUUAAUUAGCCAACCUAAAAUUCCGAUCAGUCCAAAGUCUGCGAUGUGAAGGGUUCAGAGGUAGUGUACUAUGAAGGGUACAGUUUGUAGAGGUACUGUAUGUGUGUUCUCUACUCAGUCUGUUAAAUGUUUGAAUGUGUGUGUUUGUCUGUCUGUCUGUGUGUGUGUCUAACUGUGUGUAGGCCAUUCCCCUGCUCCAGAGAGGCCAGACUCAUUCCAUCACGUUGUCCCAGAGUCAGAUAGCUUGUCUGCUGGCCAAUGCCUUCUACUGCACCUUCCCCCACCGCAACUCCCCCAACCCCAGAGCAGAGUACAACAACUACCCCACCAUCAACUUUAACAGGUCAGAAUACACACAACAAACUCCACUGAGGACCCACACACAUAGAGACAAACACUAAGUAUUCCAACUUCAACAGAUGAUAACAUGUGACCACUGUAUCUCUCUGUGUUGUCAGUCUGUUUGGAAAGUGGUCUGAGAGGAAGAGAGAGAAGCUGAGAGCCAUCCUUCAUUACUUCCACACUGUCACAGACCAAGGUAAGUUACUACCACACACUACUAUAGUCACUAUAAUGACUGGAAUACAAGUACUGUAGUGUACUUUAGGGUACUAUGUAGGUUACAGGAACCUAUUUAAGACAUAGUCUGAUGAGUGUAGAUGAGGAAUACUCUCUGAUAAUAGUUGCUGUGGGAACCAGGUUUACCUGAGCUUUGACCCUUGUUGUUGUCAUGACAGCGACCAUGCCCAGUGGACUGGUGACCUUUGAGAGGCGCUACAUCAGCGACAGAGACAUACCCAACUGGAGGAGGUACAUACACACACACACACACACACACACACACACACACACACACACACACACACACACACACACACACACACACACACACACAGAGACCAACUUAAUAUGUCCCCUCUUGUCUUUCUCUGUGUCAGUUGUAAGGAGACUGUUGCUAAACUCCACGUCACCUCAGCAGGCUGCAUAGAGGAACAGGGAACAGGGAUGCUACAGGUUGGUGACAGCUCCAGGCUUGUGUGUGUGUGUUUGUGUGUGUGAAUGUAAAUGUGUGUGUUGCAGGUGUAUUUUUUAUGGCUCUGGUGUGUGUGUGUGUGUGUAACACUGUAUGUGUGUGUGUUGCAGGUGUAAAUAUAUGGCUCUGGCGUGUGUGUGUAACGCUGUGUGUAACACUGUGCUUGUGUGUUGCAGGUGUAAAUAUAUGGCUCUGGUGUGUGUGUGUGUGUGUAACGCUCUGUGUAACAAUGUGCUUGUGUGUUGCAGGUGUAAAUAUAUGGCUCUGGUGUGUGUGUGAGUGUGUAACGCUAAAUGUGUGUGUGUUGCAGGUGGACUUUGCCUGUAACAUGAUAGGAGGUGGAGUGUUGGGCUCAGGUCUGGUUCAAGAGGAGAUUCUGUUCCUGAUGAACCCAGAACUCAUCGUAUCUCGACUCUUCACUGAGAGACUAGGAGACAACGAGUGUCUCUUCAUCACAGGUGUGUGUGUGUGUGUGUGUGUGUGUGUGUGUGGUGUGUGUGUGUGUGUGUGUGAUCACAGGUUAUACCUACCACCCUUUAUAUCUCUCUCUCUGUCACGUCUUAUCUCUCUCUCUCUCUCUCUCUCUCUCUCUCCUCUCUCUCUCUCUCUCUCUCUCUCUCUCUCUCCUCUUCUCUCUCUCUCUCUCUCUCCUCUCUCUCUCUCUCUCUCUCUCUCUCUCUCUCUCUCUGUAGGUUCUCAACAGUUCAGUCAGUACAGUGGCUACAGCGACACUUUUCAGUGGAAAGGGCCUCACAGAGACAACAUUGAGAGGUGAGCACACACACACACAGUCUUGUGCAGCUAACCUUGUGGGGACAUGCAGUUCAGUCCCAUUCAAAAUCCUAUUUUCCCUAACCCGUACCCUAACCCUAACCUUAACCCAAAAACCUAACUCAACCUAACCCUAGCUCCUAACCCUAAAACUAACCCUAGCUCCUAACCCUAAACCUAAUUCUAACCCUAACACUAAUUCUAACAUUAACCCUAAACCCCCUAGAAACAGCAUUUUACCUUGUGGGGACCAACAAAAUGUCCCCAGUUGGUCAAAUGUUUGUUUGUUUACUAUUCUUGUGGGGACUUCUGGUCCCCACAAGUAUACACACACACUCACACUCACUAAAAUCCCUGAUUGCGCUGCCUGUGUUUGCAGGGAUGAAUGGCAGAGGCUACACAGGCAGAUUGUAGCCAUGGAUGCUCUCCACUUCAGACACCAGAGAGAACAGUACAACAUGAGACAUGUCACCAGGGAACUCAACAAGGUGAGAGACAACCCUCCUCUCCUGUAGGGGACAGACUGCAGCUGAUUAGUAGAAUCAGGUGUGCUAGCUAGAGCAGGGCUGGAGAUAAAUCUGAUGUCGGUGGUCUCCUGUGAUAUCCUCCCUCAGGCGUACUGUGGCUUUAAGGCAGGUGACAACACUCACCCAGACCUCCUUCCUGACAUCGCCACUGGCAACUGGGGCUGCGGAGCCUUCAAUGGAGACCCCAAACUUAAAGGUAGCCCUAACUGUUGACCCUGGCUCCUAACCCCCCAAACACUUCUGACACUUGUUUACAAGCAUUUCGCUACACCCGCAAUAACAUCUGCUAAAUAUGUGUAUGUGACCAAUAACAUUUGAUUUAAUUUGACUAACUCAACUCUACCCACAGGAUAUUCCACAUACAGUGGCUUGAGAAAGUAUUCACCCCCAUUGGCAUUUUUCUUAUUUUGUUGCCUUACAACCUGGAAUUAAAAUGGAUUUUUGGGGGGUUUGUAUCAUUUGAUUUACACAACAUGCCUACCGCUUUGAAGAUGCAAAAUAUUUUUUUUUGUGAAACAAUCAAGAAAUAAGACAAGAAAACAGACAACUUGAGCAUGCAUAACUAUUCACCCCCCCCCAAAUCAAUACUUUGUAGAGCCACCUUUUGCAGCAAUUACAGUUGCAAGUCUCUUGGGGAAUGUCUCUAUAAGCUUGGCACAUCUAGCCACUGGGAUUUUUGCCCAUUCUUCAAGGCAAAACUGCUCCAGCUCCUUCAAGUUGGAUGGGUUCCGCUGGUGUAAAGCAAUCUUUAAGUCAUACCACAGAUUCUCAAUUGGAUUGAAGUCUGGGCUUUGACUAGGCCAUUCUAAGACAUUUAAAUGUUUCCCCUUAAACCACUCGAGUGUUGCUUUAGCAGUAUGCUGGAAGGUGAACCUCCGUCCCAGUCUCAAAUCUCUGGAAGACUGAAACAGGUUUCCCUCAAGAAUUUCCCUGUAUUUAGCGCCAUCCAUCAUUCCUUCAAUUCUGACCAGUUUCCCAGUCCCUGACGAUGAAAAACAUGCCCACAGCAUGAUGCUGCCACCACCAUGUUUCACUGAGGGGAUGGUGUUCUCGGGGUGAUGAGAGGGGUUGGGUUUGCGCCAGACAUAGCGUUUUCCUUGAUGGCCAAAAAGCUCAAUUUUAGUCUCAUCUGACUAGAGUACCUUCUUCCAUAUGUUUGGGGAGUCUCCCACAUGCCUUUUGGCGAACACCAAACCUGUUUGCUUAUUUUUUUCUGGCCACUCUUCCGUAAAGCCCAGCUCUGUGGAUUGUACGGCUUAAAGUGGUCCUAUGGACAGAUACUCCAAUCUCUGCUGUGGAGCUUUGCAGCUCCUUAAGGGUUAUCUUUGGUCUCUUUGUUGCCUCUCUGAUUAAUGUCCUCCUUGCCUGGUCCGUGAGUUUUGGUGGACGGCCCUCUCUUGGCAGGUUUGUUGUGGUGCCAUAUUCUUUCAAUUUUUUAAUACAUUUUACAUUUUAGUCAUUUAGCAGACGCUAUUAUCCAGAGCGACUUACAGUUAGUGAGUGCAUACAUUUUUCAUACUGGCCCCCCGGGGGAAUCGAACCCAUAACCCUGGCGUUGCAAGCGCCAUGCUCUAUCAACUGAGCUACAGGAGGCCCCUGUAGAUUUAAUGGUGCUCCGUGGGAUGUUCAAAGUUUCUGAUAUUUUUUUAUAGCCCAACCCUGAUCUGUACUUCUCCACAACUUUGACCCUGACCUGUUUGGAGAGCUCCUUGGUCUUCAUGGUGCCGCUUAGUGUUGUUUCAGACUCUGGGGCCUUUCAGAACAAGUGUAUAUAUACUGAGAUCAUGUGACAGAUCAUGUGACACUUAGAUUGCACACAGGUGGACUUUAUUUAACAAAUGAUGUGACUUCUGAAGGUAAUUGGUUGCACCAGAUCUUAUUUAGGGGCUUCAUAGCAAAGGGGGUGAAUACAUAUGCACGUACCACUUUUCCGUUAUUAAUUUUUUUGAAUUUUUUGAAACAAGUAAUUUUUUUCAUUUCACUUCACCAAUUUGGACUAUUUUGUGUAUGUCCAUUUAAAUGAAAUCCAAAUAAAAAUCAAUUUAAAUUACAGGUUGUAAUGCAACAAAAUAGGAAAAACGCCAAGGGGGAUGAAUACUUUUGCAAGGCACUGUAGACCCACUCUGAAAAUUCACAGAAAAUGACUCUGUGAUCUGAUUGGUUGUUUUUCCGCUCCCAGCUCUGAUCCAGCUGAUGGCUGCAGCCAGGGCUCAGAGGGGCGUGGCCGUCUUCACCUUCAAGAACUUCAGUUUGGAGAGAGAGCUGCAGAACAUGCACCACCUACUGGUCACACACAUAACUACAGUGGGUGAGUUAGUGCACACAAAAUAGUGGGUGAGUUAGUACACAAAGAACUUCAGUGGGUGAGUUAGUACACACCAAAGUAUGUGAGCUGAGUUGAGCAGUCUGAAAUCCGGGAGCGGUGCUUGCGCACUGAUUGAACGUGCCACCACCUUUCCAACUGCUCUGCUAAAAACUGCUCUGUGCGCACAGGAAAAAAAAACUGCCACUCCAAAUUCGCUCCACCCAUCUAUUCUUGUGACUACUUGGACCUACCAUUUGGUUUUGAAGUAUUGAAACCAAACCAUAUGAUUUGAAUGAAAAGUAUUUUAAUAAACGUGAAAUGGUGAAUGUAAGAAGCGCUCAUCAUUUCAAAUAGGCGUAUUAAACAGCAUAUAAACACGAAAUCGGUCAGGAGCCAGACAGGGAGCCUAAGAAGGAACGAAAAUGAAUUAUUUAGGCUAUAUUAUUAUUUCAAUUCUAUCAAGGAUAUAGCCUACAAAUAAAUACAUUGUGAAGCAUUUAUGAGUGCAACACCAGGCUGGUAGUGACAUAAAGCGCUCAGCAUUUAAACAACAUUUUGUUGUAUUAAAUCAUUAUACUCUAUAAAUUGCUCAUAUAGGCUGUGACUUACUUAGAAUUAAAAACAAAUUAAAUGAAAAAUGCCUCAUUAGACUCAGUGAUGCCUCAGUGAUGCCUUUGAAUUUAUUUUUAGAAACACGAGUUCGGCCGGUCUGUGGCUUCAGGCUCAUGCGUUGGUGUCCGGAGAACAGGCCAGGCAAAACGGAAAGUUCCUUGAAAGUGGGAAUAUGCCAGAACAAUUUAAUUUUUAAUUUUUUUAUGAGAUCAGAUUUUUUGUUUAUAAAUGCUUUCCUACAAUGACACUUAGUUAUCUACCCACCUCAUUCCUUUAUUUUAGCAUGUGCACGUAGUAAGUACACCAUCAUGCAUUUGGGAUAUGUGUCCUUUCAGAUUCCACAAUGAUUCUUUAGUUAUGGACACUACAUCACAUCACUCCCUCUCUUGCUCUUGGUCCUCCUCAUCUUUGUAAGUCCCUUUGAUUUUGCACCUGGGUGUUUUAUCAGUUUCUUUAUGAAAAUAUUUAGUGAACUCCAUGACACUAGCUAAAGCAAGGGGCUAUAGCAGCACACAAGUAGACUAGAAAUGCAUGCUGGGCCGGGCAUUCCCGGAGCUCUAAAGUGAACACUACUGGAGCGAAAUUGGAUCGGGCGAGAAGGCCGACGCUCCUGCCUUUGGGAAUCUCACUCCGCGCACCAGUCAAAUUGGGCAUGCUCCGCACCUCGCUCAAGCUCCGCUCCGCUCACAUACUCUGAUACACACAGAACUACAGUGGGUGAGUUAUUACACACAGAACUACAGUGGGUGAGUUAGUACACACAGGACUACAGUGGGUGAGUUAGUACACACAGGACUACAGUGGGUGAGUUAGUACACACAGGACUACAGUGGGUGAGUUACCAUAGAUAGUAGACACAGAACUACAGUGGGUGAGUUAGUACACACAGGACUACAGUGGGUGAGUUACCAUAGAUAGUAGACACAGAACUACAGUGGGUGAGUUACCAUAGAUAGUAGACACAGAACUACAGUGGGUGAGUUACCAUAGAUAGUAGACACAGAACUACAGUCCAUUCGGGAAAGUAUUCAGACCCCUUGACUUUUUCCACAUUUUGUUACGUUACAGCCUUAUUCUAAAAUUGAUUAAAUUGUUUUGUUUUUUCUCAUUGGUCUACACACAAUACGCCAUAAUGACAAAGCGAAAACAGGUUGUAUUUUAUUGUUGUGCACAUUGUUGUGCACUAAAUGACUAAAAUGUAAUGUAAAAUGUAAAUUUCUAAAAAUAAACAAAAAACAGAAAAACCUUAUUUACGUAAGUAUUCAGACCCUUUGCUAUGCGACUCGAAAUUGAGCUCGGGUGCAUCCUGUUUCCAUUGAUCAUCCUUGAGAUGUUUCUACAACUUGGAGUCCACCUGUGAUAAAUUAAAUUGAUUGGACCUGAUUUGGAAAGGCACACACCUGUCUAUAUAAGGUCCCACAGUUGACAGUUCAUAUCAGAGCAGAAAACAAGCCAUGAGGUCGAAGGAAUUAUCCGUAGAGCUCCGAACCAGGAUUGUGUCAAGGCACAGAUCUGGGGAAGGGUACCAACAUUUUUUUGCAGCAUUGAAGGUUCCCAAGAACACAGUGGCCUCCAUCAUUCUUAAAUGGAAGAAGUUUGGAACCACCAAGACUCUUCCUAGAGCUUGCCACUCAGCCAAACUUAGCAAUCGGGGGAGAAUGGCCUUGGUCAGGGAGGUGACCAAGAACCUGAUGGUCACUCUGACAGAGCUCCAGAGUUCCUCUGUGGAGAUGGGAGAACCUUCCAGAAGGACAACCAUCUCUGCAGCACUCCACCAAUCAGGCCUUUAUGGUAGAGUGGCCAGACGGAAGCCACUCCUUAGUAAAAGGCACAUGACAGUCUGCUUGGAGUUUGCCAAAAGGCACCUAAAUGACUCUCAUGCCAUGAGAAGCAAGAUUCUCUGGUCUGAUGAAACCAAGAUUGAACUCUUUGGCCUGAAUGCCAAGCGUCACAUCUGGAGGAAACCUGGCACCAUCCCUACGGUGAAGCAUGGUGGUGGUAGCAUCAUGCUGUGGGAAUGUUUUUCAGCGGCAGGGACUGGGAGACUAGUCAGGAUCGAGGGAAAGAUGAAUGGAGCAAAGUACAGAGAACCUGCUCCAGAGCGCUCAGGACCUCAGACUGGGUCGAAGGUUCACCUUCCAACAGGACAACGAACCUAAGCACACAGCUAAGACAACGCAGGAGUGGCUUCGGGACAAGUCUCUGAAUGUCCUUGAGUGGCCCAGCCAGAGCCCGGACUUGAACCCGAUAGAACAUCUCUGGAGAGACCUGAAAAUAGCUGUGCAGUGACCCUCCCCAUCCAACCUGACAGAGCUUGAGAGGAUCUACAGAGAAGAAUGGGAGAAACUCCCCAAAUACAGGUGUGCCAAGCUUAUAGCGUCAUACCCAAGAAGACUCAAGUCCGUAAUCGCUGCCAAAGGUGCUUCAACAAAGUACUGAGUAAAGGGUCUGAAUACUUAUGUAAAUGUGAAAAAGUCCAGUGUCUGUGUUCUUUUGCCCAUCUUAAUCUUUUCUUUUUAUUGGCCAGUCUGAGAUAUGGCUUUUUCUUUGCAACUCUGCCUAGAAGGUCAGCAUCCCGGAGUAGCCUUUUCACUGUUGACGUUGAGACUAUUUUGCGGGUACUAUGUAAUGAAGCUGCCAGUUGAGGACCUGAGGCGUCUGUUUUUCAAACUAGACACUAAUGUAUUUGUCCUCUUGCUCAGUUGUGGACCGGGGCCUCCCACUCCUCUUUCUAUUCUGGUUAGAGCCAGUUUGCGCUGUUCUGUGAGGGGAGUAGUACACAGCGUUGUACGAUAUCUUCAGUUUCUUGGCAAUUUCUCGCAUGGAAUAGCCUUAAUUUCUCAGAACAAGAAUAGACUGACGAGUUUCAGAAGAAAGUUAUUUGUUUCUGGCCAUUUUGAGCCUGUAAUCGAACCCACAAUUGAUGAUGCUCCAGAUAAUCAACUAGUCUCAAGAAGGCCAGUUUUAUUGCUUCUUUAAUCAGCGCAACAGUUUUCAGCUGUGCUAACAUAAUGGCAAAAGGGUUUUCUAAUGAUCAAUUAGCCUUUUAAAAUGAUAAACUUGGAUUAGCAAACACAACGUGCCAUUGGAACACAGGACCGAUAAUAAUGGACCUCUGUACGCCUAUGUAGAUAUUCCAUUAAAAAUCGGCCAUUUCCAGCUACAAUAGCCAUUUACAACAUUAACAAUGUCUACACUGUAUUUCUGAUCAAUUUGAUGUUAUUUUAAUGGACAAAAAAAUUGCUUUUCUUUCGAAAACAAGGACAUUUCUAAGUGACCCCAAACUUUUGAAUGGUAGUGUACAUGUGGGUAGAGUUAAAGUGACUAUGCAUAGAUAAUAAACAGAGAGGCAGGUUAUCUUAGUGUUCUUGGGCACAGGGACUAUGGUGGUCUGCUUGAAAUAUGUUGGUAUUAAAAACUCAGUCAGGGACAUGUUGAAAAUGUCAGUGAAGACACUUGCCAGUUGGUCAGCGCAGGCUCGGAGUACGCGUCCUGGUAAUCCGUCUGGCCCUGCAGCCUUGUGAAUGUUGACCUGCUUAAAAGUCUUACUCACAUCUGCUACGGAGAGUGUGAUCACAUAGUCAUCCGGAACAGCUGAUGCUCUCAUGCAUGCUUCAGUGUUGCUUGCCUCGACGCAAGCAUCAUAGAAGUGAUUUAGCUCAUCUGGUAGGCUUGUGUCACAGGGCUGCUCGUGGCUGGGCUUCCCUUUGUAGUCUGUAAUAGUUUGCAAGCCCUGCCACAUCCGACAAGCGUCAGAGCCGGUGUAGUACGAUUCAAUCUUAGUCCUGUAUUGACUCUUUGCCUGUUUGAUGGUUCAUCGGAGGGCAUAGCGGGAUUUCUUAUAAGCGUCCGGGUUAGAGUCCCGCUCCUUGAAAGCGGCUGCUCUACCCUUUUAGCUCAGUGCGGAUGUUGCCUGUAAUCCAUGGCUUCUGGUUGGGGUAUGUACGUACGGUGCCUGUGGGGACGACGUCAUCGAUGCACUUAUUGAUGAAGCCAGUGACUGAUGUGGUGUACUCAAUGCCAUCGGAAGAAUCCCGGAAACAUAUUCCAGUCUGUGCUAGCAAAACAGUCCUGUACCUUAGCAUCUGCGUCAUCUGACCACUUCCUUAUUAACCGAGUCACUGGUGCUUCCUCCUUUAGUUUUUGCUUAUAAGCAGGAAUCAGGAGUAUAGAAUUAUGGUCAGAUUUGCCAAAUGGAGGGCGAGGGUGAGCUUUGUACGUGUCUCUGUGUGUGGAGUAAAGGUGGUCUAGAGGUUUUUUUCCUCUGGUUGCACAUUUAACAUGCUGGUAGAAAUUAGGUAGAACGGAUUUAAGUUGCCCUGCAUUAAAGUCCCCGGCCACAAGGAGCGCUGCCUCUGGAUGAGCGUUUUCUUGUUUGCUUAUGGCCUUAUACAGCUCAUUGAGUGCAGUCUUAGUGCCAGCAUCGGUUUGUGGUGGUAAAUAGACAGCUACGAAAAAUAUAGAUGAAAACUCUCUUGGUAAAUAGUGUGGUCUACUGCUUAUCAUGAGAUACUCUACCUCAGGCGAGUCUGCAACACCGCUAAGCAAGGGGCACCACCAAGCAAGCGGCACCAUGAAGACCAAGGAGCUCUCCAAGCAGGUCAGGGACAAAGUUGUGGAGAAGUACAGAUCAGGGUUGGGUUAUAAGAAAAUAUCAGAAACGUUGAACUUCCCACGGAGCAUCAUUAAAUCCAUUAUAAAAAAAUGGAAAGGAUAUGGCCUGCCAAGAGAGGGCCGCCCACCAAAACUCACGGACCAGGCAAGGAGGGCAUUAAUCAGAGAGGCAACAAAGAGACCAAAGAUAACCCUGAAGGAGCUGCAAAGCUCCACAGCGGAAUUGGAGUAUCUGUCCAUAGGACCACUUUAAGCUGUACACUCCACAGAGCUGGGCUUUACGGAAGAGUGGCCAGAAAAAAGACAUUGCUUAAAGAAAAUAAUAAGCAAACACGUUUGGUGUUCACCAAAAGGCAUGUGGGAGACUCCCCAAACAUAUGGAAGAAGGUACUCUGGUCAGAUGAGACUAAAAUUGAGCUUUUUGGCCAUCAAGGAAAACACUAUGUCUGACACAAACCCAGAAGGAAGCCUCUUCUAAAGAUGAUGCACACGAAAGCCCGCAAACAGUUUGCUGAAGACAAGCAGACUAAGGACAUUGAUUACUGGAACCAUGUCCUGUGGUCUGAUGAGACCAAGAUAAACAUAUUUGGUUCAGAUGGUGUCAAGCAUGUUUGGCGGCAACCAGGUGAGGAGUACAAAGACAAGUGUGUCUUGCCUACAGUCAAGCAUGGUGGUGGGAGUGUCAUGGUCUGGGGCUGCAUGAGUGCUGCCGGCACUGGGGAGCUACAGUUCAUUGAGGGAACCAUGAAUGCCAACAUGUACUGUGACAUACUGAAGCAGAGCAUGAUCCCCUCCCUUCGGAAACUGGGCCGCAGGGCAGUAUUCCAGCAUGAUAACGGCCCUAAACACACCUCCAAGACGACCACUGCCUUGCUAAAGAAGCUGAGGGUAAAGGUGAUGGACUGGCCAAGCAUGUCUCCAGACCUAAACCCUAUUGAGCAUCUGUGGGGCAUCCUCAAACGGAAGGUGGAAGAGUGCAAGGUCUCUAACAUCCACCAGCUCCGUGAUGUCGUCAUGGAGGAGUGGAAGAGGACUCCAGUGGCAACCUGUGAAGCUCUGGUGAACUCCAUGCCCAAGAGGGUUAAGGCAGUGCUGGAAAAUGAUGGUGGCCACACAAAAUAUUGACACUUUGGGCCCAAUUUGGACAUUUUCACUUAGGGGUGUACUCACUUUUGUUGCCAGCGGUUUAGAUAUUAAUGGCUGUGUGUUGUGUUAUUUUGAGGGGACAGCAAAUGUACACUGUUAUACAAGCUGUACACUCACUACUUUACAUUGUAGCAAAGUGUCAUUUCUUCAGUGUUGUCACAUGAAAAGAUAUACUCAAAUAUUUACAAAAAUGUGAGGAGUGUACUCACUUUUGUGAGAUACUGUAGAUAGCUAUUAUUUUCUAUUGGUAUGAUUAAGAUUCUCUAAAUGCAAGACCCUACACCUGCUCCCUAUCAAAGCGGACUGAGGGUAGGAAAGAGAUCAAACGUGGAUAAAAAAAACAUGGGCUUGCCUUGGGCUCUUUCAAAAUAUCAAGUUGUGUGGGGAAAUGUUUCCUUGUGUUUUAUUCUGUUAUAUUUCAUUAUAUUCUUAGCCUACUAUAUAAUAUAUGUGUGUUCACUGUGAUCAGGGUAGCCUAAGUGUGUCUUGUCUGUUUAAUGAACAAACUAACUGUUGAUUUCAUGUGCAUGUAGUCCAUAGGCUGUACAGACCAGUAACAUAAUGAAACUCAGAAUAUGCCAUUCUAUUUAGAAAUUCAAUUUUAUUAGUCAUAUAAUGUUUGUUAGGCCCUGCCUAAAACAAAUGAAUAAUGGAUUUCUUUGUGAUGGUGUAUAUUCAAUGGAUUUAUUCAUGUAGACAUCCACUCACAACGGGCCACAUCUACUCCCACUCCUACACUUGCAGGCACGGGAGAUAUAAAAGGCUUAUCCCGGCAAGAAUGUGGUAAAAAUGGGACUGUAUGAAUUGGGUUCUGAAAAACAUUGCCUUUUUUACAGGCAACAUACCAUAAAGUCAGUCUGUAAAGUGUAUUAGGAUACAGGAGGUGAAACCUGAUCUGAAAGUCCUCCUUCCCUUCACUGUGUUUAGUCAAACCUCAUAUCCUCUUAGUGGCCAUGUAAAUAAAGUUUGAUUGAUUGAUUCCUCUCCCCUGUCUCAGGUAAACUGUAUGAAUUGCUGGAUGACUACUGUGCUGUGAUACAGUUGUCUCACACACAUGUGGACCUGUUUGACUGGAUCAGGAACACCCUGGAACACAGGAGUCAGCUGUGAGGACACAUCUCAAUACUCUAAAGGAGCUUCCAUUCCUUGUCUCCUUUCCUUUUUAGGAUUAUUGAGAUGCACCCCAGAGAUAGAGUGGCUCUAUGAAUGAUCUGUGGAUAGAAACAUAGUACAAUUCCAAGUAAUGGUUGAUUAUGAAUGUGUUUCUCUUUUCGCUACUACACUGUUCCUAAAUCAAACUUAUACAUUUGUAACUGCUGCAUACUGAACUAUUUAGAAAACAACUAAAUGUGAUGAUAAAACGAAGCUAAUGAAAUGAUGUCAGCAAAACCAGGGGUCCUGCUUUUUGAUUUUUCCCUUGAUGAUAGCCAACAACUCAACCAGCACCAGUUGAAGUCGGAAGUUUACGG